AUGGCCAGCCUCUGCGACCUACCCUCGCUCAGAGCCACUAUCAGACUAGGUCUUAUUGUCUGCCGCUGUGUACUGGAAAACAAUCGCACCAUCGAGAUCCUCUACUGGUAUGAGAACGAGGAGCAUGAAACCCCAGACGGCCAGCCCAUCUGUUACAACAGCCUGACCUGGUCGCAAGCCGAGAAUGGCGACCCACUACUUUGCGUGGCUGGCGAUGCAACCCAUCAGAUCAAGGUCUUCAACAUUGCGAAGAAAGAACUUGUGGCGCCACUGGCCGCCAUUUGCUUUGGCCAGGGUCACAAAGACCAAGUCUUGACCAUAGCGUACCAUCCAAAGGGCCGCUUCAUCUUGUCUGCUGGGGUAGACACCAAGAUCAAUAUGUGGCAAGUACCCAAUGAUCUGAGUGAGCACGUGGGCACGGACAAGCCCGCAUUGAUCCACUAUCCUCAUUUCACUACUACAGAAGUACAUACCGACUUUGUGGAUUGUAUACAAUGGUAUAACGACCUAAUCUUCAGUCAUGCGUGUCGCGAAGACAAGAUCAUCAUGUGGAAGAUCGAUGGGUUCAGCUCGGACAGUGAACAAAUUCCGCACGCCCCUAUACCUACCUCAAUAGCGAUAAGCAGCAAAACUCCUGUCACGAUCCCUGCCAACUCCACCUCGAACACGCGGUCUGCUUGGGGAGGUCGCUUCCAAAGACUGCUUCAGUUCGAACUACCCUACACGAACAACUUCUACAUGCGAUUCUCCAUCUUCCAUGAGCUCGGGCACCACCCCAUCCUUGUUGCCGGCAACGAAAAGAGUAAGGCUUUCUUCUGGGACCUGCAGCGACUUGAGGGAGCUGGCACUGGCGAUGAUUGGAUUCAAUCUAGCAAGGCGAUACCACUGGGCCUUCCACGACACGUACGUGAGGAGAGCACCUUCUCCAAUGCAUCGUCUGUUACAAGCACUGGGUCGGGCACGACAAGGCGCAAGAGGAAGACGAAGAAGAAGUACCAGGAGCCGAAACGUAACCGGGGUAUCGGCGAUCCGUUCACGUCCAUCAAGGCAGACAAGAUCAUCGAAGUACCAAAGUACAAUUUUCCGUUUCGUCACUUUGGAUGGAGUAGGUGUGGCCAGUGGGUUGUGGGAGUGGGAGACAGUGGUCUCAUCAAUGUCUUCUAUCGCGAACCGCCUUCUAUCAUAACGGACUACGGGGUGGCUUUGCCCAUUCGGCAGGACAUCAAAACGCAAGAUGACGACCAAAAAUUUAUCACGCAGUCGGCAUAGGAUUGGCGGCAGACGAAUGGAAAGUCAUUUGGAAGAAAAAAGGUAGUUCUGAAAAGUUGGUUUCAAAACGCCGAGUAAAUUGCUAGUACGCGCUCGACC
Messenger RNA from Parastagonospora nodorum SN15, 1368 nucleotides. RefSeq lists its product as hypothetical. NCBI's taxonomy places the organism in Eukaryota, Fungi, Ascomycota, Dothideomycetes, Pleosporales, Phaeosphaeriaceae. Gene Ontology annotation, molecular function: protein binding; nucleosome binding. Gene Ontology annotation, biological process: negative regulation of transcription by RNA polymerase II. Gene Ontology annotation, cellular component: ESC/E(Z) complex. The record is from RefSeq and is a predicted model, not a curated record. The transcript has 4 exons. The coding region runs from base 1 to 1269 and encodes 422 amino acids.